Molecule: messenger RNA, 2246 nt
Organism: Numida meleagris (helmeted guineafowl)
Lineage: Eukaryota; Metazoa; Chordata; Aves; Galliformes; Numididae
Gene: LGI2
Product: leucine rich repeat LGI family member 2
Exons: 8
Biological process (GO): inhibitory synapse assembly
Molecular function (GO): protein binding
Source: RefSeq, a predicted model, not a curated record
UGUGACACCGGGGUGCUCGCGGCCGGGACGCCGCGCUGGGGCUGCCGGCAGCCCGCGCUCGCUCAGCCCUGGUUUUUCUCUCCCUCCGCCAGGAGUCUGGUGAACGGGACCUUCUCCGAAGUCAAGGACAGGAUGUUCUCCCACUUGCCCUCCCUGCAGCUGCUCUUGCUGAACUCGAACUCCUUUACUGUUAUACGAGAUGAUGCCUUUGCUGGUCUCUUCCAUCUAGAAUACCUAUUCAUUGAAGGAAACAAAAUUGAAACCAUAUCAAGAAAUGCAUUUCGUGGCCUUCGAGACCUGACCCACCUUUCUUUGGCCAAUAACCAUCUGAAAACUCUGCCAAGGGAUGUCUUCAGCGAUUUAGAUUCUCUAAUUGAACUAGAUUUAAGGGGAAAUAAAUUUGAGUGUGACUGCAAAGCCAAGUGGUUGUUUUUGUGGUUAAAGAUGACAAAUUCCACUGUUUCUGAUGUCCUGUGUAUUGGUCCAGCAGAAUAUCAGGAUAAGAAGUUAAAUGAUGUGACAAGUUUUGAUUAUGAAUGCACCACUACAGGUAAUGUAAAGCAUGGAGACCGAAGUGAAGAGAUGCUUGCAUAUUUUGUUGUUCACCAGAUUUUGCCCUACCAGUCAGUGUCAGUGGAUACAUUCAACUCUAAGAACGAUGUGUUCGUAGCCAUUGCACAGCCUGGCAUGGAGAACUGCAUGGUGCUUGAGUGGGAUCAUAUUGAAAUGAAUUUCAGGAGUUAUGACAACAUCACAGGUCAGUCCAUAGUGGGAUGUAAAGCCAUUCUUGUUGGUGACCAAGUCUUUGUGGUGGUGGCACAGCUCUUUGGUGGCUCACACAUUUACAAGUAUGACGAGAGCUGGACAAAGUUUGUCAAAUUCCAGGAUAUCGAAGUGUCUCGCAUUUCGAAGCCAAAUGAUAUAGAGCUUUUUGAGAUAGACAGUGAAAUGUUUUUUGUCAUAGCAGAUAGCUCCAAAGCAGGUUUGUCAACAGUGUACAAGUGGAAUAACAAAGGAUUUUACUCAUACCAGUCCCUUCACGAGUGGUUCAGGGACACCGAUGCUGAGUUUCUUGAUAUAGAUGGGAAAUCACAUUUGAUCCUCUCUAGCCGCUCGCAGGUUCCCAUUAUACUCCAGUGGAACAAAGCUUCAAAGAAGUUUGUCCCACAUGGUGAAAUCCCCAACAUGGAAGAUGUCCUGGCUGUGAAGAGUUUCAGGAUGCAAAACAACCUGUACAUCACGCUCACAAGAUUCAUUGGGGACUCCAGAGUUAUGAAAUGGAAUAGCAAACAGUUUGUGGAGAUACAGGCUCUUCCAUCCCGAGGAGCCAUGACGCUGCAGCCUUUUUCCUUUAAGAAUAAUUACUACCUAGCCCUGGGAAGUGACUAUACCUUCUCCCAGAUAUACCAGUGGGAUGGUGAAAAAAAGCUCUUUAGGCUAUUUAAAGAAAUCUACGUGCAAGCGCCACGUUCUUUCACAGCUGUGUCAACGGAUCGAAGAGAUUUUUUCUUUGCCUCUAGUUUUAAAGGAAACACACAAAUAUUUGAACAUAUAAUCAUUGACUUGAGUUUAUGAAAAGCUGCUGGAAUGAAAUUCCUGUAGAAUGACAUUUAUGUACAAGGAAAACAGAGACCUUUCCAAGAACAGGGUGUACCUAUGGAGUAUGAUGACAUUUUCUGAACUUUUAAAACUUGCAUAUUAAUCAGGGAAUGCAUUUACUUGAUUGCUGCAUGACAUGUCUGUUUUAUCUUUUUCAAAGACAUUUUGCAACCUGCAGCCAUUCAGAGGAGAGUGCAGUGCAUUAGAAUUAAUUUUGAUAUCUCAGAGAAUGAUCUAAAUUCUACCCAGGAAAAUACCAUAAAUUGGACGUCUCGUAGAGAAAGCGACAAGGAAGCCGUACCAUUCUUGUGCCAAAGCACAGAAAUGCUUUUGAGUCUUAAACUAACAUCUCAGAAGAGGUUUUAAGAUUAGAGGCGGUUCUUUAUGUGGUUGCUGAUGAAUUGUAAAAGCAAACGGUAACAUUCCAGAAUACACUUUAUUCUGGUUUCUUGAGCUCUAUUCUCAAAAUCUGCGUCUGUUUGUGUCUAUAACAAGACCAGGACAUUGUUUUAACUCACUGCAGAUGAAAUGGAAGUCAAAAUCUGUUACUAUCUUUCUUAAUGACUGUUUCAGCAACAAAUUGUGUGUAGCAAAUAGCUCAGCCCAGAGUACUUGGGUGGCCAGGAAAUAAAGGUGUGUGGCUUCUA